Molecule: messenger RNA, 2125 nt
Organism: Notolabrus celidotus (New Zealand spotty)
Lineage: Eukaryota; Metazoa; Chordata; Actinopteri; Labriformes; Labridae
Exons: 7
Coding region: 374-1666 (430 amino acids)
Biological process (GO): negative regulation of endopeptidase activity
Cellular component (GO): extracellular region
Molecular function (GO): cysteine-type endopeptidase inhibitor activity
Source: RefSeq, a predicted model, not a curated record
GGUGUUCUGAUGCAUUAACUCAGCUCUCUAAAAUACACAUCAUGCAUAUUUUCCUUAGGAUCAAACAUAACCUACACUAAUGCCACGUUGGCAGCUGACUCAGACUUGCAUGAGUUAUGAAUGAAAUGUUUGUCCUUAACUCUGUUUGUCUAUGGGAUUGAGUGUUGACCAAGUUAAAUAAAUCACUGGAACCUUCAUUCACAAAUAUCAGCCUGCUGCCAUCAAAUAAACUUUGUCCUUGGCAUCAUUUCAACAUCUCUGUCCUGCUUUGAUUCCAAAAGUCACUGCAGAGAGACCGAGCGCAAACACAAGAGAACAAACUUCACUUUAAAAACAGCUCUGCCUUUCAGCUCCGGCCUGAAAAUCUGCCACAAUGGACAAAUCCAUCUGCACAUUAUUACUGCUAUUUUCCCUGCUAUCCUUUCAGACUGUGUGUGUGUACUGCACGGAUUUUGGACUGUCGCCCAUUGAACUCGCACCCAUCCCCUGUAAUGACAAGGCAGUGGAGAAGCUCUCUCGUCUGGCUGCCACUUACAUCAAUGAGGAUCGCACCGACGGCUACAAGUUUGCCCUCAACCGCAUUGCAAAUGUCCACCUGCACGCUCAGGGCCCAGCAGGCAAUGUGUAUUACCUGGACCUGGAUGUCCUGGAGACCAAGUGUCACGUCGGCAGCCCAAAACCAUGGAAACGCUGUGACGUCCGACCAUUCAUGGAAACGCAAAUCUCUGGAAACUGUAACACCACUAUCCUCCACACACCAGAAGGAUACUCCUACCUGUACAGCUAUGACUGCACUCUUGUACCGGAUCUCCCUGAGAAGCUGCAGCAGACCUGUCCAACCUGCCCCCUCCUGCUGCCCAUAGAAAGCCAACAGGCCAUGAACUCAGCACAAGUCACUCUGGCCUCCUACAAGAGGAAGUCCAUGCUUGGAGCAGGGCUUGGAGUGAAGAAGAUUACUAGAGCUUCAGCUCAGGUGGUGCCAGUUAAAGCCAGCUUUGUGGAGUACACAGUCCAAGAGUGUCCAGAGGGAGUGACUGAAAGAGGAACCUGCCACAGACGGACUCUGGAGUCUGACACAGAGACUUCAGGCUUCUGUGCAGGAUCGGUGCGUGGAGACCUGAAUGUUGAUCCCGAGGUUCAGGUGUCCUGUGAGAUGUACAAAGUACAGAAUGUGGACAUCCUUAGACCAGUGCAGCCUCAGGGUCACGACCUUUUCCCAGACCUUGCAAUCCCGACCUUCCAGCCUGUGUUUGAUGACCCGAUUAAUCAUCCUGAGCCUGUUCCCUCUGAUCCCACACUGCCCCCUGUUGUUCAACCAAUGCCGUUUGACCCCAUGCCCAUUCUCCCUUUACCCUCCGACCCCCCUGUUGUGGUAAACCCCAACAACCCUCUCUGCUCAUCUUCCAGUGAGUCCCUUGAAGAUCUAGUUAACCAGCAGAAGCAGCCACGAGUCCCUGGUCUUUUUAGUUCUUCAUCUGAGGAAAUUGGAGGCCCUGUUGCACUGCGACCUCCAUUCAACUUCCGCUACAAGAGGCCGGACCGCAAGAAACGUCAGGCCCUGAUGGGGACAUCAACCUCUCACAACCCCGUCUUCCUGUCUGAUUUCCCUAGUGGGCUGUCUCCUUUCCGCUCAUGUCCCGGGCCUUCUCGAUACACCACAGUUUAGAGUCAAUCUGUUCAUGUUUGAUUUAUUCAGUGUGAGGGUGGGCUGAUAAACUGCUCUGCUGUCUGCUCGCCGGAGGCUCGUAAUAAUUUGUGCUAACGAGAGGAAUGCUUUCUCUUUUCACAAGCCCUGAAAUUACCUCUUUGCUGCCUCUGUCGUAGGCUUCUGCUUCCAGUACAGCUAGAGCUUAAAGCAUUAUGUAUCCAAAAAGGGCUUCAAACUGCAAUAUAUUUAGCAUCUGUUUUGGUGGAACAAAGCAAUAAAAUUAUGAAUUUUAAAGCUGAAUGUGUCAGAGCUAAUAUGGUAAGUCAGUUGAAAGUAGAUUUAAUAACUACUCUGGAUUAUUUAGAAGACAACAAUCUAUGACUAACAGCUUCACAAAUGCAGGUUGUUUAUUUUUCCUGUGUUUAUUUUAUCUCUUUAUAAUGAAACGUUUGAAACGUUUAGAAAAAAGGACAUUUA